Molecule: messenger RNA, 1805 nt
Organism: Myxocyprinus asiaticus (Chinese sucker)
Lineage: Eukaryota; Metazoa; Chordata; Actinopteri; Cypriniformes; Catostomidae
Product: solute carrier family 13 member 1-like
Exons: 16
Coding region: 39-1805 (588 amino acids)
Biological process (GO): monoatomic anion transmembrane transport
Cellular component (GO): membrane
Molecular function (GO): sodium:sulfate symporter activity
Source: RefSeq, a predicted model, not a curated record
AAGUAGAAUCGCUAAGAGGCCACGCACAAUCCUGCAGGAUGAGGAGGCUAAGAUGUUCUUGGAGCUGUGUGAAACCCCUAAUCAUCAUUCUCACGCCACUGUCAUUGUUACCGCUGCCAUUGGUCAUCAAGAGAAAGGAAGCAGAAUGUGCGUACAUCCUGAUAUUAAUGGCUGUGUACUGGAUGACGGAGGUCUUGCCUUUAUCCAUAACGGCCUUACUCCCUGCACUGCUUUUCCCUCUGUUUGGAAUCAUGAAGUCCUCCCAGGUUGCAUCCGUGUAUUUUAAAGACUUCCAUUUGUUGCUGCUUGGAGUCAUCUGCCUUGCAACAGCCAUUGAGAAGUGGGGUCUUCACAGAAGGAUUGCUCUCAGAUUGGUUACUGCGAUUGGAGUCAACCCUGGCAUGUUGAUGUUGGGGUUCAUGGUUGGCUGUGCUUUCCUGUCCAUGUGGUUGAGCAAUACUUCAACUGUGGCUAUGGUGAUGCCAAUUGUGGAAGCUGUGAUACAGCAGGUAUUGGAUGCAGGAGAAGAGUCCAGCAAAGACCACAAGGGGGCGUUAAAUGGCAUCGCCAACCCUGCCCUACAGCUUGACGAUAUUGAGGUCCAGUAUGAGCAAACUGAAAAGAUAAAAAGCAUAGAAGCAGGCAUUGUGGAGCCAAUUCAAACAGUCCAGACUGAAGCUCCUGAGGAACCUGAAACUGUUAAGGCACCAACUCCACAGUCAAAUGGAAAAUACAGGACCCGUGAAGAUCACAUGAUGUGCAAAGGCUUGUCACUUUGCAUUGCCUACUCCUCAUCCAUUGGAGGGUUGACCACCCUGCCAGGGACCUCUACAAACCUCAUCUUUUCUGAAUAUAUUCAUCAGUACUAUCCAGAAUGCAAGACCAUUAAUUUUGGGAACUGGUUUGUACUUUGUCUUCCCAUCUGCAUAAUUAUGCUGGUUUUGUCAUGGAUAUUCCUGCACUGGAUGUUCCUGGGAACCAACUUUCGUGCCAGUCUGUGCUCCAGAGAACAGUCAGAGGCAGAAAAAAACACUGCCAAAUUGCUGAAGAAUCAAUACAAGUCACUGGGGCCCAUAAGACCCCAGGAGAUUAUCAUCUUGGUUAUCUUCAUUCUGAUGGCCAUUUUAUGGUUUGUGCGAGAGCCAGGCUUCAUGCCAGGCUGGUCAUCACUGUUCGCUGAUUACCGAGGCUAUGCUACCGAUGCCACUGUAGCGCUGUUGCUGGGUGUAAUGUUUUUUAUCAUUCCCUCGCACAAACCAAAUGCAGAUCGCUACGAUGCCUUGAUAACAUGGAAGGAAUUUCAGGCCUGCAUGCCAUGGGAGAUCUGUCUCCUUGUGGGUGGGGGUUUUGCUUUGGCUGAAGGCACAAAGAUUUCUGGUUUAUCAUCUUGGGUAGCUGAAUUGCUGACCCCUUUGGGAAAUCUCCCUCCUUUAGCCACCGUCACCAUCGCCUGCCUUAUUGUCACCUCUAUCACAGAGGUGGCCAGCAAUGCGGCCACAAUCACAAUCUUUAUGCCUAUAUUGGCACCCUUGGCUGAGGCAAUUGGAGUGAACCCUCUGUACAUGCUGAUUCCCACAGCCCUCUGUGUUUCUUUUUCCUUUCUGCUUCCAGUUUCUAAUCCUCCUAAUGCCAUUGUCUUCACUUAUGGCCAUCUUUCAAGCAUGGACAUGGUGAAGGCUGGGCUGGGUGUUAACGUUAUAGGUGUUCUUACAGUCCUAUUAGCUCUCACAACAUGGGGAACACCUCUACUUAACCUGGACACCUACCCUGACUGGGCACCAGUGGCAAAUGUCACUGGAGUAUGA